Molecule: messenger RNA, 468 nt
Organism: Salvia splendens (bonfire salvia)
Lineage: Eukaryota; Viridiplantae; Streptophyta; Magnoliopsida; Lamiales; Lamiaceae
Product: nicotinamide adenine dinucleotide transporter 1, chloroplastic-like
Exons: 3
Biological process (GO): transmembrane transport; nucleotide transport
Source: RefSeq, a predicted model, not a curated record
AUCCUUUCUCUGUUGUUCUUUUUGGUGCUCAGUGGUCUUGUGCCAGCUUUGGCUGGUAUCAGUCAUGUUGCAAUUCAGUUUCCUACAUAUGAGAAGAUAAAAAGUUACUUAGCCGAUCAAAAUAACACCACCACGGAUAAACUCAGUGCUAGCGAUGUUGCAAUUGCUUCCUCGGUUUCAAAAAUAUCAGCUUCCACCUUGACAUAUCCCCAUGAGGUUGUGCGUUCAAGGCUUCAAGAACAAGGACACCACUCAGAGAAACGGUAUUCUGGUGUGGUAGAUUGCGUGAAGAAAGUAUAUCAGAGCUCAGGUGUCCCUGGUUUUUAUCGGGGUUGUGCCACCAACCUGCUGAGGACAACCCCAGCUGCUGUAAUCACAUUAACCAGUUUUGCAAUGAUUCAUCGCUUUCUUGUCACCGUGUUCCCUCCUGGUCCACACCCUCAAACACUGUGAGGUUGCAGCUCAGUU